AUGGAGAAGAGGUCACGCUCACCCGAGCCGGUGCCAGCGCCCUCCACCGUCGAAGCGGCUGCUACUGCACCAGAGGCCACCGCUUCCGAGGUCCCUGUCGACGCUCAGCCCAGCGCCAAGAAGGCUAGGAUGGAGGAGCCCGACAACACCCCGGCUGUGCCGAUCGCAGACGCCACCGACGCUGAUGCACCCACUGCGUCCGCAGGUGCCGCCGACCAACCUGCCCCCGCCACCUCUGCCUCGGGCAUCCGGCUCGGACACAUGACCGAGGAGCGCGCAGGCAUGACGCAGUACAUCAACCCGGACCUCCCGGCAUUCGAGGGCAUCAUCAAGCAGCGCUUCACCGACUUCAUGGUCAACGAGAUCACGCUCGGCCCCGAACACACUGUGUGCCGCAUCACCAGCCUGGACCCGCCCGAGGGAAAGCUGCUCCAGGACCUCCGGCGGGCCAGGGGAGAGAUUGACGAGGCUGAGAUCCAGCGACAGGAGGAGGAGGCGGAGAGGAAAAGGCAGCAGCAAGAGGCAGAGGCCCAGGACACCACCUGGCCGCACGAGGCCGACGACCAGCUCAGCCCCUACUUUACGCCGGACACCCUCGCAGCACUGCGCAAGAUGUGGGAAGAAGGCAUCAAUCCGCCCCAAGCCGCUGCAGCAGCUGGAGAAGAAGCCACACCAGCAGAGAGCGCUACUGCUCCCGACGAACAUGCCAAUUCGGAAGAGACAGCCGCCACUGCUGCUCCGGCAGAGCAGGGCGACAGUCAGGCGCGCCCCGCGAGGCAGGCCGGCCGGAAGUCCAACGUGGUUCAGGACGACCGCAAAGUGCUCUCGCGUCCCCUGUCGUCCAAGGCCGAGCGCACGCAGGCCCAUGCGGUCUUCCGGGAGCUCUUCCACGGCAAGCUGGCCACCGAGUCGAUCGCGCUCGCAAACGACAAGCAGGACGACGAUGAAGAUGCGCAGGCCAACGCCGCCGCCGCCUCUGGCGAUGCGAGCGCUGCUCCGAAGGCCGAGACCUUGUUUGCCGUCGCGGUCAAGUGGGCACGUCGCUCGGAUCGAAGGAACAAGGAGUUGCUCGACGAAGAGGCGUUCAACUCUCCGCCCUACAUCCACUUCUACCUGCAGAAGACGAACCGAGACCACCAGGAGGCCAUGGUGCUGCUGGCGCAGGCGCUCGGCCUCGGCGGUGGUCCCAACGCCCCUCGCAGCAAGGGCGCGUCGGGCACCAAGGACCUCAGCGUCGCAGGUACCAAGGACAAGCGCGGCGUCACGGUGCAGCGGGUCGCGCUCAAGCGCGGCCGGAAGACGCUGGACGAGGUCUGGAAGCUGAGCCGGGGCGAUCGAGGCCUGCGCGUCGCGCACCUGCGCUACGCCUCGGAGCCGUUCAAGCUGGGCCAGCUGUCGGGCAACGAGUUCACCGUGACGCUGCGCAACGUCAAGGCGCCCGGCGGCGACGAGUCGGUCAUCCACAAGGCGAUGCAGACGAUCCGCGAGCGGGGUUUCAUCAACUACUACGGCAUGCAGCGCUUCGGCACGGGCUCGGUGCCGACGCACGAGUUUGGCGUGCUCAUCUUCAAGGGCGACUACCGGGGCGCCGUCGAGCUGCUCUUCGAGGAGCGCGACAGCGACGGCGACGAGAUGCGCGAGGCCAAGCGCCUCUACCGCGCAGGGCGGGUCGAGGACGCGUUCCACGCGGCGCCGCGCAACUGCGUGGCGGAAAAGGCGGUGCUCGACAAGAUGCGCCGGCGCAACUUUACCGCGGGCGACUACCUCGGCGCGUUUGCCAACAUCCCGCGCACCCUCCGCCUCAUGUACAUCCACGCCUUCCAGUCGUACAUCUGGAACCGGCUCGUCUCGGAGCGCAUCCGCAGAUUUGGCCCGGACAGGCCUGCCGUGGGCGAUCUGGUGCUGCUCGACGGCGACGAUGCCGACGAGGGUGGCGAUGGUGGUGCCGACAACGAUGGCCAAGGCGAAGGCGAGGGCGAAGCGGAGCAGGAUGGCGUGGCCGACGGCGAGGUCGACGGGCCUGCCACCAAGCCCACGUCGUCGUCCGCCACCAACGCCACCACGACGACCGCCGGGACGCCCGCAUGGAAGCGACCGGCCAAGGUGCUCACGGAGUCGGACAUUGCGACGGGGAGCUACAGCAUCCACUCGGUAGUGAUGCCGCUGCCGGGCAUCGACAUCACUUUGCCGAGCGGGUGGAUGUCGGAGCUGUACGACAGCCUGCUGUCCGAGUCUGGGCUCACGCCGGCCGACCUGACGCAGAGCAAGCAGGAAGAGUACCGGCUGCGCGGCUCGUACCGCAAGAUGAUCCAGCUGCCCCGCGACUUUUCCUACUCCCUCGUCCGGUACACGGAUCCCGACGUUGCGCUGACGGUGGCCGACGAGGAUCGGUGUCUGGGCCUCUUGCCGGAGGGGUCUGAGGUUGAUUCGGAGCCGCAGCCGCAGCAGCAGCAGCAGCAGCAGCAGCAGGCGGAGGAGGCCGUGACACAGACUGAGGUUGGCGGCGAAGCCGAGAGCCGCAACGACGUUGCCAGCGACCAAGCUGCCGAUCCCGCCAACGCGGUUGGUACGGAAUCGACGCCGAGCAACGACGCAGACGCAUCCACCGUUCCAGACCCUGCGACAGAGGCAGACGCAACGACUGCGACGACGGCAACAACAACGACGACGACGACGACGACGAAGACGCCGCGCGAUCCGUUCCUGGCGCUGCUGCUCAAUUUCAAGCUGCCGGCAUCGGCGUACGCGACGAUGCUGAUGCGCGAAGGGCUCAAGAGCGACACGUCGUCGUUCAAGCACCGCCUCAUGACGCAGUCGAGCGAGGACCAGGCGUACAAAGGCGGACGUCGAUCCGCACCCCCCCGUGGUGAUGGCGGUGGUGGUGGUGGUGGUAGAGGUCGUGGUGGCGGAAGAGGUCGAGGUGGAAGAGGAGGAAGGGGAGGAGGGGGGAGGGGGAGGAGGAGGGAGAGGAGGAAGACAGCAGGGUGGCGUCAACGGUAUUACCAGUGGCAAGCGUCUCGCGGCAAGGGUGGUGGCAAAUGA
Molecule: messenger RNA, 3042 nt
Organism: Pseudozyma flocculosa PF-1
Lineage: Eukaryota; Fungi; Basidiomycota; Ustilaginomycetes; Ustilaginales; Ustilaginaceae
Exons: 3
Coding region: 1-3042 (1013 amino acids)
Biological process (GO): pseudouridine synthesis
Cellular component (GO): nucleus
Molecular function (GO): pseudouridine synthase activity; RNA binding
Source: RefSeq, a predicted model, not a curated record